Molecule: messenger RNA, 4986 nt
Organism: Pocillopora meandrina
Lineage: Eukaryota; Metazoa; Cnidaria; Anthozoa; Scleractinia; Pocilloporidae
Source: the annotation of a GenBank genome assembly
UUCUUUCUCGCGUGUAUCUGGAGUGCCAAGGAAAUGAGAGCCGAUAUCGAAGUCUUCAUCUGUAUCUUACUCACCUCAUUUUCCAACGGGUAACUUAAUCUAACAUCUCUCAAGAAGAACUCAUCAUAUGCGUUGCCUUAGAGUUCAAUAUUCAAUUUAACUGAUUUAACAAUUUCUAGAAGUUCUAUUCCUGAAAGUUGGUUAAAAAUAUUUUUUUCGGCACUUCAUCCAAAGAAUUUGUCUUUUAUACUUCAGAUUAGAAAAUAUUCAUCCCGCCUGCCAAAAUAUGUGGGACAACGCAGGAAAUAACUUGGUGGUUCCUCACGAAUUAAAAGUUGAUGCGGUGAACAACGCAAAUCCGUUGUUUAAGGUGCUUUCAGCGGGAGCUGGAAAAGUCAGAUCUCCUGAAUUUCAACGAUUCAAAGGUAUUUAAGGUUUCUUUGGUAUCUUUUGUUUCAAAGCCACUUACCACUGACAAGUGAAAAUCUAUGGGGAGCCAUUUGUGCCAAAAAUAUCAAUCGCUAUUUGUCUCUUAUAAAAAGGGAGAGCAAAGAUAUAAUUUAAAGGCGAUUAUGCGACGCGACCACAAAAGCCACAUGGGUAGUCCGUGCCGGUCUGUCUUUGCCUUUAUUGUCAUUUCAAUGUUCCUUAUUAGAUUUCAAGAAAGUAAGUAAGAUUUGAUCGGUUAAAAAAUCGACACUAGCACUAACGAUUAAGUUUUAUCACUAGCGAUUGAUACUUUGGCACCAUGACGAGCUUUGCUCAAGAAAAGAAUUCACAUCAGGGAUGCGUAAAAUGAUCCAUAGGCUUGUCAAAGUAAAGCGAGAGGGCUCAAUUAGCAAGUGAAAGCGAGGUGUUUGGCUUCGAGCGUGAAAUUAAUUGAAGUUAACAAUUAAAAUGUAAACAGGCGCGAGGAUCCGCGCGGCUUGCGCGUUAGGAGUGCUACGUAAAUUUAGGACUCUUUUGCACAAUUUUCUCUUUAGAAAUAACUACGCAUUCAUGACGUGAAUGGCAAUUUUCAUAAUUGUAGAAUGAUUCAGCGAUAAGAACAGCUUAGCUAAGCCGUAGUGUGUCAUGGCAUUUGAGGAUAGCCUGGUUGUAGUGCGUGACAUGACUAUCAAGUAACAGUUGUUGUACCCAGCAUGUUUUGUCCGUGAUCUACAGAUCUAUUGGUUUGUGACGCAAAGAGCGAUUAUCUGUUCUGUCACGACAAUACCAAAAUUAAAUUGUGUUAGCCAACUUAUAUUUCACUCUGAUCAGACCUUUGACUCUAAGUCAGCAUGGAGGCCGGUGAGCCGCUCGGUAAGGACCUUGUUUUCAAGAGAGAUUUCGACUGCAGUAUGUUCUGGAGAUACAAGAGUAUCAUUUAACACUUGAAACGAUUGGGUAAAUAUUUUGAUAAUACUUUUCUGGCGUCCAUACUAAGGAGCUCUUUCAGUAUAAAAUAUCAUUUUAGUAAGUCCCAAUCAUCAGGUAAGCGCGGGAACUUAUCCCGCGAAAAUUCUGUGCCAAGGUACGAGUGUAUUCGGCGGUAUCUGCGAAAAGGGGCCAUCGUUCUUUCCUUAAGGUAAGGUCUUAACUGUGUAUUACUUCGCGAGGAAGAAAUUCUACUCGCUGGCCUGUCUAAUUUGGCUUUUAGGUAAGGUUGUAUGCCUGAUAAUUUCUGUCUAGAGCUAUAUGAUGACGCGCGAUAAAUCUCGCUGCUUAAUAACCUUUGAGCGGAAAAUGAUGAUGCCCAAACCAUUUAAUCAACAAAGCAAGGUUUACCUUUACUUCUGUGCUUUCGAAGCAAGAGAAGGAAUUAUUUCUGUGAUAGUCAGGUGACAGAUGCUUAAAAUUACAUGGUGUAUUAUCCAACUGUUGAAACCUAACAUGAGCCAGAUGAACUAAUUACGGAAUGAACCCUGACAUCAGAGCUCAAAUAUUCCUUCCCUAUAAGAUGACGCACUCUUAGCAGGUUAGUGUGUUUUCUUACUAAUCGUACUGUACUAUUUCGCAGUUUCGAAAGUAGAAUCCUAAAGAUGCUCUCGUUCUUUUGUUAUUUCUUACCCACUCUCUCGGGUAAUCAGUCUUUAGUUCCCUGACUUAUCUCCGUGAGGGAAGAACCUUCAUUUUUUAAUUUUUUUCCCGGUUUUGUCAUUCGUUUGUGAGUUGUUGUUUUCUGAAGGCAGAACCUUUCCUUUUUUUUUUCACCUGGUUCUGUCUCUCUUGGGUAGUCAGUCCUGUUUGGGCUGUUGUUAUCUGAAGGCAGAACCUUUCCUUUUUUUUCCACCUGGUUCUGUCUCUCUUGGGUAGUCAGUCCUAUUUGGGCUGUUGUUAUCUGAAGGCAGAACCUUUCCCUUUUUUCCACCUGGUUCUGUCUCUCUUGGGUAGUCAGUCCUAUUUGGGCUGUAGUUAUCUGAAGGCAAAACCUUUCCCUUUUUUUCACCUGGUUCUGUCUCUCUUGGGUAGUCAGUCCUAUUUGGGCUGUAGUUAUCUGAAGGCAGAACCUUUCCCUUUUUUUCACCUGGUUCUGUCUCUCUUGGGUAGUCAGUCCUAUUUGGGCUGUUGUUAUCUGAAGGCAGAACCUUUCCCUUUUUUCACCUGGUUCUGUCUCUCUUGGGUAGUCAGUCCUAUUUGGGCUGUUGUUAUCUGAAGGCAGAACCUUUCCUUUUUUUUUUUCACCUGGUUCUGUCUCUCUUGGGUAGUCAGUCCUAUUUGGGCUGUUGUUAUCUGAAGGCAGAACCUUUCCCUUUUUUUCACCUGGUUCUGUCUCUCUUGGGUAGUAAGUCCUAUUUGGGCUGUUGUUAUCUGAAGGCAGAACCUUUCCCUUUUUUUCACCUGGUUCUGUCUCUCUUGGGUAGUCAGUUCUAUUUGGACUGUUGUUAUCUGAAGGCAAAAUCGUUCCUUUUUUUAUUUGGUUCUGUCUCUCUUUGGGAGUUGUUUCAAUUUAGACUGUGUGUUUUCAUCUUAUGACAAACUAAUUUUGAGUAUGAAUUGCGACAUAAUUAAAUUUACUUGUCUUAAUUUUUUUUCCUUUGCAGAUUUCAUUGAACGUUAACCGCGAAAAGUCGUGAUGAAAAAGCAAUGUUUGUUUUCAUAAAAAAAGAUAGUUUUCCUGUUGAGAUGACUAACCAAAUAAGUGCACGUUCCGUUGACUGGUAAUUUUUACGUCGAUGUUGUGUUUGCCUUGAUGGUGUCUGUCCUCAAAUCCCGUGAUGUUUCAAUUAAAAAUAAAUAACCAGUUUAGGAAUAAAAUUACCAACGAGUAAAAUACCUCUUCUCGUAACAUAUGAAAUUGUAUUUACAUUUCCAACUCUUGCUUCAGACACGAGAUGUAAAAUCGGUCAUAGAUUGUAAAAGAGAUUUGUGAGUAAAGAACUUUUUCUACUUGUCCUUUUUUAUUUUCUCGCAGCCUUUUACAAGAGGUUCGGUGUCUUCGCAGUGGCGCGCCAGGAAACCCCAGCAGGAAAAUUUUUUUAAAGAUUUUACUCCUUUAAUGAUCUCUUUAAAGUAUAUUACUCCCUUAGCAUUUAGCCAAUUAUAUGGUUGCGGCGGAGGGUGCAAAAAAAAUCCGUUAUAUAUUUCUUUACAGGCCAAUAUUAUCGGAAAAAACCCAAACAAACAAACAAAAUGAGGUCUGUUGCGCUGUGUGAUCCAUGAGUGUUCUCAUCGCGGUUAGGGCUUGCUUUUGCUUGCGGUAUUAUUUUCCGGAGUGGACAUACCAUUACUACAUUUUUGUUAGCGUUUAAAAAUCGGAAAUACAUGGUUUUGGUAAAAAACUUCAUCUUUUUCAACUCUUAACGACUGUCGAGUUGUGUGUAUCAAUAGAGUGGGUCAGCAAAUUUGCAUUCUAUGUUGCGCAAGGGGCAAGAGAAAAUGGUUGACUCCCCGCGAGUGAAGCUGACGCUCCAGGUUGAUGUCGAUCCAUUAUUAUCCUUCGUAAACAAAAUUUCGAUCAUGUAGUUAAAUUAUAAAAUUUCUUUGGCUUACAUUGAGCGCUUUAAAGUAAACUUGAGUUGUUAGUUCCACGCGAGGGUUUAACCUUGAAAAAUGCAAUCACGCGAGUGAAGCUGACAUUAACGCGUGUCCCUAUCUGGAAAACAUUCGUAUUGUGACAAGAAGGGUCUAUUUUAAGGUUUUGGGUUACUCUCGCCAUGCAAUUUGGACGCCGAAAAGUGCCAAAAAAGUAAUUACUGAAAAUUCAUCCGCAACACCUCGGUCGUUCUGUGGGCGCGAAGUCAGUUCUUCUCUUACAGUUAAUAAUUGCCAGGCGGAUCUCAGAUCCGCCUCAGCCUCAUUUGCAUAAAUUCUUUUGGUGAGCAAAGCUCGUCAUGCAAUUGAGUUUUAUCACUAGCGAUCCACUGAAGACAUUGUUGGUCUACAAUAUCGCUCUGCUUAAUAACCAACCUAUUGUAAGUAAUUUAUUUCUACAGCGGAAAUAAAACUCAAGGAUGGACUGUGUGGGCCAAAAAUGCAUCAAUUGUAAACGUUUUUCCCUUUUUUUUUUUAAUAAAAUUACGACUUAAAAAAAAACACUUUACAGAGAAAUCUUGUCUAUAGGCUAAAAUAACCGGGAAAUUGAUUGGCAGUGCAAAGUUGCGCCGGGAUUGUUAUAAUUCAUCAAGGUAACUCAGGUUUGUGUAGUAUUAUGACAAAGAUUUACAGCAAUUAUUACGUUCCCUGCUUCUUAGCUUAAAAUCGAGAUCACGUACGCUUUCAGAGAAAAAGAAGUCUCAAUCUAAAAAAAAUGAAAAAUCCCCUAGAUUUUGAUGUUUUGAAAAAACGCCGUUGAGUCAGGUGGAAAAUUGUAAAUGUUUUCUAUAAUUCUAAACAGUGUUGAUGGGCGAUUACCGAGCUGUGCGGCCUGCUCCCACUCAGCAACAUAUAGAUGCCUUCAUAACUGCGGUAACCCAACCAGGUGGACCUAUGCAGGCGGCAUUCGAUUAUUUAAAGCAGAAGGGAUUAUUGCCCCCAGGCGUGGUAUGUGUAGACCACUUCUUGUAA